GGCGUAAAUUCACCGGAUGACGUCGAGGUUAAAAGAGCCGCGCCCUCCACACAGCCUUGCAAUUAUUAUUCCGCCAGACCCAAAGUCCACAUCUGCACGCUCCCAUCGGCUCGAGGCUCCCUAAAGUCAGCUCAUCGUUCCUUGAAAACAUUGCGGCGAAAUGGUCGAUCAACUGAACGUGCUCAUUGCCGGCGGAGGCAUCGCGGGCCCUGCUCUCGGCCUGCUUCUGUCCCGCGUUGGUCACAAGUGCACCAUCGUCGAGCGGGCGCCCAGCUUCCGCAAGACGGGCCAGCAGAUCGACGUGGCUGGCAGAGGACUACAGGUCGCACAGUUCAUGGGCAUUGAGGACGCGAUUCGGCAACGCGUCAUCUUCGACAAUGGAAUCAGGUUCAUGGAUACAAAGAGCCCGGACAAGAUCUUGGCCGAGCUACCUCGCAAGUCUACGAGUGGCCCACUGCAGUGGGUCAGAGAGCUGGAGAUCCUAAGGGCACACCUUGCCGAGAUCAUGUACGAGAGGACCAAGGACUUGGUGGAGUACAGAUUCGGAGAUCAGAUUGUCGCCAUUCGUCAGGAUGAGUCGAAGGUGACGGUGAAGUUCCAAUCGUCUCCGAAAGAAGAAACAUUCGACUUCGUGGUGGCAGCAGAUGGCUUGAGGAGUCGGACAAGGGACCUCGCGUUCGCCCCAGACAAUACCAAAGUUGUCAGUUUGGGACAAUACGUAUCGUUCUUCGACAUCCCCUGGCAGGAAGGAGAUGAGCAAUGGACCGCAGUAUUGAAUGACACUGAGGGGCGAUGCGUGGUGUUACGCCCACGAAAAGAGCACAAGCGGACGGGAGCGUACUUGACCCAAGUCACCGACGACUGCGGAAAAUUCGCGACCAUGUCUCGAGAAGAACAGUUUCAAGAAUUGACCAAGAGAUUCGGCGGGAUGGGAUGGGAGACACCGCGUAUCUUGAAGGAGAUGCAGCAGCAGAUCGACGACGACAAUUUCUACAUGGCCGAGGUGGCGCAGACGAAAUCGACAUCCUUCUCCAACGGCAGAGUAGCGCUGCUGGGUGAUGCGGCAUACGCAGGCUCGCCGGUGUCUGGAGAAGGAACGACGCUGGCUUUCACGGGCGCCUACGUUCUGGCAGGAUGCCUUGCAACGUACUCCGGCACCGAAGCGUUGUCACAGUACGAGAAACAAAUGCGCCCGUUCGCAGAAGCCUCGCAGAAGCUACCCCCGGGCAUUCCGUGGAUCGUCCACCCGCAGUAAGUACCCGCUCGAUCCCCGUCGUCGAAUCAACACUGAUUUCGUUGGACUCAGAACCGAGCGAGGCCUUACAAUCAGAGACAAUCUCUUGCGAGUUGGGGGCUUGGUGGCCAGUUCAUGGCUUGCGGCAGCCUUGAAGAAGGUUGGCGGAUCGGUGUCUGAGUGGGUGUCCAAGGAGAUGGAGCUCCCAAAGUACCCGGCGUUGGAGCCGCACAAGACGAACGGUGAAGAGAGUUGAUCAAGGUCGACGUCGCGAAUUGUGAAUGGGAUUCUGGUGGUUCAUCCACGGUCGAUGCUCCGAGAUCGGCGCGUCUGUAGAGUGACGCUUUUCACAGCUCGAAAUUUACGGAAGAACUUGAGU
Neohortaea acidophila is the source of this 1613-nucleotide messenger RNA. RefSeq lists its product as uncharacterized. The record is from RefSeq and is a predicted model, not a curated record. NCBI's taxonomy places the organism in Eukaryota, Fungi, Ascomycota, Dothideomycetes, Mycosphaerellales, Teratosphaeriaceae. The transcript has 4 exons. Gene Ontology annotation, molecular function: FAD binding. The coding region runs from base 161 to 1255 and encodes 364 amino acids.